Messenger RNA from Zonotrichia leucophrys gambelii, 819 nucleotides. RefSeq names its product RAB13, member RAS oncogene family (gene RAB13). Gene Ontology annotation, biological process: protein localization to plasma membrane; protein secretion; Golgi vesicle fusion to target membrane. Gene Ontology annotation, cellular component: plasma membrane; trans-Golgi network transport vesicle; synaptic vesicle. The record is from RefSeq and is a predicted model, not a curated record. The transcript is spliced from 8 exons. NCBI's taxonomy places the organism in Eukaryota, Metazoa, Chordata, Aves, Passeriformes, Passerellidae. Gene Ontology annotation, molecular function: GTP binding; GTPase activity. The coding region runs from base 79 to 690 and encodes 203 amino acids.
GCGGGAGGCGGGGCCGCAGCCAGGCCCCGCCCGGGGGGGCCGGCCCGGUCCCGGUGGCGGCGGGCGGUGGCGGGGGCCAUGGCCAAGGCCUACGACCACCUCUUCAAGCUGCUGCUGAUCGGGGACAGCGGCGUGGGCAAGACCUGCCUCGUCAUCCGCUUCGCCGAGGACAACUUCAGCAGCACCUACAUCUCCACCAUCGGCAUCGACUUCAAGAUCCGCACUGUGGAUAUCGAUGGGAAGAAGAUCAAGCUGCAGGUCUGGGACACGGCGGGACAGGAACGCUUCAAAACCAUCACCACGGCCUAUUACCGCGGAGCCGUGGGCAUCGUCCUGGUGUACGACAUCACGGACGAGAAAUCCUUCGAGAACAUCCAGAACUGGAUGAAAAGCAUCAAGGAGAACGCCUCGGCCGGGGUGGAGCGGCUCCUCCUGGGCAACAAGUGCGACAUGGAGGGGAGGAGGAAAGUGCAGCGGGACGCGGCCGAAAAGCUGGCCAAGGAACACGGGAUUCGCUUCUUCGAGACCAGCGCCAAGUCCAGCCAGAACGUGGAGGAGGCUUUCUGCACGCUGGCACGGGACAUCCUGCACAAAUCCUUCAGCAAAGCCCCCCCCGGCAGCAGCAGCAGCAGGGCCCUGCUGGAGCCCGGCGCCCCCCGGAAGGCCGGCGGGAGGUGCUCCCUGGGGUAGGGGCUCGGGAGCUCCCCGAGACCCCCGGGGCAGCGCGGGCGCCUCUCCGGAGGGAUCUGGGGGGGAAUCUGGGGGGAUUUGGGGCUGCCCCCCCUCUCUCCUUGUGCCAUAAAGCCCCGCUGUGCCUUG